Osmia lignaria (orchard mason bee) is the source of this 902-nucleotide messenger RNA. It is a transcript of the gene SmB, whose product is annotated as small ribonucleoprotein particle protein SmB. Gene Ontology annotation, molecular function: snRNP binding; RNA binding. The record is from RefSeq and is a predicted model, not a curated record. Lineage: Eukaryota; Metazoa; Arthropoda; Insecta; Hymenoptera; Megachilidae. Gene Ontology annotation, biological process: mRNA splicing, via spliceosome. Gene Ontology annotation, cellular component: cytoplasm; U5 snRNP; U4/U6 x U5 tri-snRNP complex.
ACUAAUUUUCGUUACAGCAUGAAAUACGGGAGUUUGGAUUGGUUUGGAGGGCCUGAGAACGGUUGUAUUGUUGGAACGAAUAGUUUGAUGUAACCGGUAACAAUUAAUAUUUUAUUGCCCUUAGUUACUGAUGAGAUAGUAAAAAAUAAUUUCUUUCUAAUUUUUUGCGGUAAACAAAUCUAUCAAAAUGACUAUCGGCAAAAACAAUAAAAUGCUGCAGCAUAUCAAUUAUAGAAUUAGGAUUAUUUUGCAAGAUUCUAGAACAUUUAUAGGCACGUUCAAGGCCUUUGACAAACAUAUGAAUCUGAUACUUGGAGAUUGCGAGGAGUUCCGUAAGAUUAAGCCAAAAAAUACAAAGCAACCGGAAAGAGAAGAUAAACGUGUGCUGGGCUUUGUUCUGUUAAGAGGAGAAAAUAUCGUAUCUUUAACUGUAGAAGGUCCUCCACCUCCAGAAGAAGGAUUACCUAGAGUACCUAUUCCUGGUGCUGCACCAGGACCUGGUAUGGGAAGAGCCGCAGGCCGUGGUAUGCCUGCUAAUGUCGCUGGAGUACCUGCUGGUUUGCAAGGACCUGUUAGAGGUGUUGGUGGUCCAUCGCAACAAAUCAUGACACCAGGAGGUAGAGGUCAAGUUUCUGCUCCACCACAAAUGCAUCCGGGUGGUCCUCCACGUAUGCCAGUUGGAGGUCCUCCACCUGGGAUGAUGGGUCCACCACCAGGGAUGAUGGGUAUGCCACCAGGAAUGCCACCAAUGGGACGUGGAGGUCCACCAAUGGGACCACCUGGAAUGAGAGGUCCACCUCCUGGCAUGAUGCGUGGUGGACCACCACCUCGUCCGUACUAAUAACUCUUAAACUAUUAUAUUACUGUAUCUGGUAACAAUAAAAAACUCUGUUGUAAUAAUA